Styela clava is the source of this 3451-nucleotide messenger RNA. NCBI's taxonomy places the organism in Eukaryota, Metazoa, Chordata, Ascidiacea, Stolidobranchia, Styelidae. The record is from RefSeq and is a predicted model, not a curated record.
GGUUCAGGUCCGGAUUUCAUAACUUUUCGACUCCGCGACAUUUUCUUCUCGGUAUCGUCUUUUGGCGGGCGAGUGCUCAGCUAACGUUGGUGGUGAAUGUUUUGAAACCUUUGCAGUUGCCGCUUUACGCUUAUUGCCAAUUUCGUUUACACUACUAGUCUAGCUAUUUACAACAAUUUCAGUAAUGGAUAUAGUCGAAUCGCGAGAAGAUCUUCAGACAAAAUUUGAUCCACAAGCAAAGAAACGCUGGGUUGUUAUUUUCAUCUCAGCUUCAGCAAUUAUUUCUAUUUGUGCCAUCAUAACAGUGCUUGUUGUGGCAAAAACAGAAACUAUAACUGUGUUGAAAGAUUGCCAUGUUGAAUUCAAAGGUGAUCCUGUUGGAAUCAAUGAAUGCCUGAAGUCACAUUGUAGAUUUGAUACCGAGGUUUGUUCAUCUCCAUGUCCAUUUGGUUAUGAGACAAAUGACAGAGAUUGUCAGAUUAGUUGUGAAUGCGCAAGCGAAGGUGUAUUUGAAGGAGAUAUAAGAUUUGAUAUGGAUAGUCUUCCUACAUUUUUAAAGGACUAUGGCUACGUUGAGGAGAAUUUUGAUUCAGGUAGAAGGAGGACUGAAGCAGUAGUUUCACUCUGGGGCAUACAGUCUGAAGAUGGUCGACAUAAUAUUCCUUAUACUAUUAGUGAGAGGCUUUCAAGCAAAGCUCGAUCUGCUAUUGAAUCAUCAGCUAAAAAUUUAUCAUCGAUAACCUGUGUAGAUUUUGUUCCCCGGAAAUCAGAAGAACAACACAUUCGAUUCGUUUCCAAGGUUGGAUGUUGGUCUGGUAUUGGAAAGAGUGGAGCAACUCACGAUAUAUCAAUAGGUGUGGGAUGUGAAAAUGAAGCUUCCGUCUCACAUGAGCUAAUUCAUGUACUUGGUUUCCAUCAUGAACAAUCUAGACCAGAUAGAGAUGGCUAUGUUGAUAUUUUGUAUGAAAAUAUAAAACCAGCCUUCCAAAGUGCCUUUGCCAAGAGGGUUAAAAGAAGUCCAACUGAUUUUGAUGCUGAAUAUGAUACAACUUCUAUUAUUCAUUUCUCUGGACGAUACUUUAGCAAAAAUGGUCAACCUACUAUUAUGGAUCGCUCAAAUAAUGAACCAGUACAAGUUGAGAAAAAAUAUCUCAGUCAUCAAGAUAUUUACAGAGUCAAUAUUCUAUUCAAGUGCUUGCCUGAAAAACCUGUUGUGGAGUGGACAGAGUGGGGUAAUUGGAGUGCUUGCGAUAAAACAUGUGGGGAAGGGGAGAAGUCAAGAUUUCGAGUUUGUAAAGAUGCAAAGGAAGAAAUUGUUGAAGGAUGUGAAGGUGAAAAAUCUGAAAGAAUUGAUUGUGAAAAUGAAGCUUGUCCAGGAGAAUGGAGCGACUGGAGUGAAUUUGGUGAUUGUUCUAAGGAGUGCGAUGGUGGUUUACAAUGGAGGAAUCGCACUUGUAAUUUGCCAGAUAUGUGUGAAGGAAAGGAUUCUGAAGGUUCUGAUUGCAAUACUCAAGCUUGUGGAGCUGAUGCUAACUGGCAACAAUGGUCGUCCUGGAGUGAAUGUGAUAAGACUUGUGGAAGUGGUAACAUGACAAGAAGACGUCAGUGUCUCGGUUUUAAAAAUGAAAUGUCCAUUAAAUGCGAAGGUAGUGAAGGUAAACCGGUUAUUGAAGAUAAACAAUCAUGUAAUACAAAAGAUUGUGAGCCAAAAGAACCAGAGGGCGAUGGUUGGGAUGAAUGGGGCCUUUGGUCAAGCUGUUCUCAAACUUGUGAAGGAAACAAAAGCAGAGAAAGAAGAUGUAAAGUGGAAAAAUGUCAAGGAAAUUCUACUGAGAUAACAGAUUGUAAUACAGAAAAAUGUGAAAAAGAUCUUUUUUCUGAAAAAUCUAAAAAAUCAAAUGCGUUAUGUAAGCAAUCAUCUUUAUGGAAUCUUGCUGAUUUUAAUGGAGAUGAAAAAGCAGAUGCAUUGUGUAAAAAUCAGGAUGGAAAAUUUAAAUUAAGUCAUGGUGAAGGAACAAAUAGUUUCAGUUCUGUCAGUUGGCAAGGAGCUCUAGCAGGAUGUUCGAAAGGAUUAAGAUAUACAGGAGAUUUUAAUGGUGAUGGGAAGUUUGAUUUACUUUGCAAAGAUAUCACAAAGAGGCGUCUGAGUAUCAAGUUUGCAACAACAGAAGGAAAAUUCAAUGACAUAGCUACAGAUGCAGGAAAUUUCUGUGCAGAUGAAGACAAAAUUCUAUUAUUAGUUGAUUCAAAUGGAGACGGAAAAACAGAUUUAGCUUGUGAUGAGAAACAAAAGGAUGUUAUUAUAAGAUUAAACACUUAUGAACCAUGAUGUGACUAAUAAACAGAUAUUCUAAUUCAAUUCGCACUUAUAUAGUUUUUGUUUAUCGAAGUGGUGAUUCUCGAGCAGUAAGUAUCAUGGUUAAGGCGAGAAUCCAGGCACAACGCAGUUUCGACAUGAAAUAUUUUGAACUACGCCAUGGCCCAUGGUAGAAAAAAGAAAGUUGCUGAAACUUUAAACGACAUUGACUUCAAUUAAAGCAAUGAAUUACUUUGUUGAUUAAUUUGAUUUUGCAUUAAUUUUAUUUCGCAUUAAAAAAGUGAAUAACUUACUUCAAAGAUAAUUUCAACGUUCAUCAAUUCAUUUUGAUUUAAACAUUCUUGCAUCAGUUUCAAAGGAAGUACCGGUAGUUAUCUGUGACUUGGUCAUAUUCAAUGAUGUGUGUAUUAUUAACAUGUGAGGGUAUUUCACAAUCAUUUGUAGUUGUGUUCCUGCUAUUCUGUCUAUAUAUUUAAUUUAAUAUUUCCACCUAGUUCAGUUAAAUCACUUUAGUUCUUCAGUAUUGCAUUGUCAAGCUGUUUCAUAGGAUUUAUGCUAGAGGUAUAUUAAAGUAUAGCUUAUAUUAUAACAGCUGUCACAGUGCUUUAUUUCAAAAAGUUGAGAGGAACAGUUGGUUCGUAAUUUUGUCUGAGAGUAGAAAUAAAGGCAGCGCUAGUCAACAAAAUUCAUUGAUAUGUCUUGAAAUAUGUUAUUUAAAAAUUCAUUUUUUAAAUUUAGAUUUUAUUGUCUAGAAAUUUUAUAUUAUGAUAAAUUUGUUUCACAAUAUCAAUUGCUAUAAAAAUUCAAUGUAUCAAUGUACUGAUUUUUUUUAUUUGCCAAUUUUAUUGCUCAGUCCGUUGAAUAGUCUAUGAUUUGACCAUUCUCAGCUGUAUUUUAUUUUGUUUUUCUACUUUUAGUCAAUUUAUUAUUAGGGCACUAGAUAGAAAAUUUGUCUUCGUUAUGAAACGGAUUAUAAUUUCUUGAUAUUGAAAAACGAAUACACAGCGUUUUGAAAAUCAAAGAAAUGAUUUGAGUCGCUAUGGAGUGUUCAUAUCAAUAUAUGGCUUCCUGAGGUGCCAUGACCAUACUUAAGGGAGCAAGCUACAAGUAUAUAUUCUAUAACCCAGUUUCAAG